AUGCAGGAAUUUCCGUCAAUCACACGCGCCACGAUCCACUACUACGACGGCCCCUGCCCAGCCGACCCCCGCACCGGCACCGCAGCAGGCUCCGCGGACAGAGAAGCAAAUCCGCAGGUAAUGCCCAUAACGGACAUUCGCUCCUUGUUGUUUCCCCCUCCCCCGGCCUUCACACUCGAUAUCAACGGCUUCACAGUUGUCAAACACUCUAGCGCACUCUUAUCCCGACCUUACUCCCGGGACAGCUGGAAUGAUGCUUACCUCCGCGAGAGUAUCCACUAUCCGGAAAUAGAAAAAGUGGUGAAGGAGCGGACCGGCGCAAAGAAGGUGCUGGUUCUGGGCGGUACCGUCAGGACGAGGUUAUUUAAAGAACCGGAGAGGAGACCUACUCCCCCUCCUUUGCCGGAGGGAACUGUGCCUCUCAACACCAAUAAGGGGAAUUACCCCGCGUUCAAGGCCGACCGUCCGCGUGUCCAUGGUUUUGACAAAGGACAGGAGCAAGGCCCUGCCAAGAAACCUCAUAUUGAUUUUGGAGUUGAUGGGGCGAGAGCGACUCUGAGAAAUUGGAGGCAAGAUAUCGCGGAUGAGGCGAAAGAUAUCAUCGCUGCCGAAGAUGAGGCAGCAGGGUUGCCCGGUGGACUUUGGGAGAAUUACAAAGGACGCCGCUGGGGUGUUUUUGGUACAUGGAGACCACUGCAGCCGAUCAAGCGUGAUCCUUUGGGACUUGUUGACUUCCAGACCGUGGACAAGCAAGACCUUGUGUCUUAUUUUAUGAGACCGCCUGGAAUUUAUGGGCCAUAUGAGACUGAUAUCAAGCUUUCGAAGGCUUCAGCAAAGCAUAAGUGGUAUUGGUGUAAAGACCAACGACCUGACGAGUUGACAAUUUUGAAGUUUUGGGAUAGCGAAAGUGAAAAACCUGGAUCGAAAGUUGCAGGAGGAAUACCUCACACCAGUUUCCACUUGGAAGGAACGGAUGAUUUACCACCAAGAGAGAGUCUGGAGGUCAGAGUCAUUGCAUUUUGGUAG
Hyaloscypha bicolor E is the source of this 1026-nucleotide messenger RNA. RefSeq names its product GA4 desaturase. Lineage: Eukaryota; Fungi; Ascomycota; Leotiomycetes; Helotiales; Hyaloscyphaceae. The coding region runs from base 1 to 1026 and encodes 341 amino acids. The record is from RefSeq and is a predicted model, not a curated record. The transcript has a single exon. Gene Ontology annotation, molecular function: oxidoreductase activity.